AUGGAGUUUGAGGGCAACAGCAGCGACGAAGGGCAUGCAAGUCAAGAAGAAUCAGCAGAGGAAUCAGCAGCAGCAGCAGCAGGAGCAGCAGGAGCAGCAGCAGCAGGAGCAGCAGGAAUAAAAGAAGAAAUAACAGGAGUUGUACCAUUAGGUAAUAUAAAGAAAAUAAGAACAAAAGAAGGAGAAGAAAAAGAAAAAUUACAAUUAAAAUUAAGGGCAUGCAUAAGUUGUAGACUUGUUAUGACGGAGCAACAGGGAAGGUUUUAUGAAGAAGGAUGUCCUAAUUGUGCAUGGCUACAAAUAGAUGGAGAUAGGAGUAGGGUUUUGGGGUCUGAAGGAGUUCCUGGUUGUUAUGCAGUAAAAGUGUUGGGAGAUUUACCUGAUAGUAUAAAGGAUGAUGCUCAUCGUUUUGCUUUUGCUGAAUAA
This is a messenger RNA of Eimeria maxima, 426 nucleotides long. Its product is annotated as transcription elongation factor SPT4, putative. The coding region runs from base 1 to 426 and encodes 141 amino acids. The record is from RefSeq and is a predicted model, not a curated record. Gene Ontology annotation, cellular component: DSIF complex; nucleus. Gene Ontology annotation, biological process: positive regulation of DNA-templated transcription, elongation; regulation of transcription elongation by RNA polymerase II; chromatin organization. Gene Ontology annotation, molecular function: RNA polymerase II complex binding; zinc ion binding. NCBI's taxonomy places the organism in Eukaryota, Apicomplexa, Conoidasida, Eucoccidiorida, Eimeriidae. The transcript is spliced from 4 exons.